Lactuca saligna is the source of this 1067-nucleotide messenger RNA. NCBI's taxonomy places the organism in Eukaryota, Viridiplantae, Streptophyta, Magnoliopsida, Asterales, Asteraceae. The record is from the annotation of a GenBank genome assembly.
AUGAGGUUCAACUCCCAUUCGAAUUCAGACACCCCCCCUUCUGAACCUGACGAAACCCUAACAACCCCAGAUAAAAAUAGUCCCGUUUCGUUAAAACCAGAUUUCACCUCUCCGCUUUCCGACCAGAUACUGAUUAGCAUCCUCUCCAAUCUCACAAAAUCACAACAAAUUUCAAGCUGUUUAGUUUGUAAACGGUGGUUGCGAAUUAGCGGUGGUUUAGUGAAAUCCUUGAGAUUAUUAGAUUGGGAUUUUCUUGAUUCCGGUAGACUCGCCCAUCGUUUUCCCAAUCUUCUUGAUGUUGAUAUCGUUCAAGCUUGCAUAGUAUCCCCUCGUAAUUCGGAGGUGUUCAGAUACUUGCUCAAGGCUGCCCUAAUUUACGAAGGCUUGUCUUGCUUGGUGCAACCAACGAAGGGUUUUAGAAACUUACAGAUCCUAAAACUCAUAGGCUCUGUUGAUGGGUUAUAUGACUCAGUGAUUUCAGAUAUCGGGUUAACCAUUUUGGCUCAAGUAUGUCCAAGAUUACUGAAACUUGAACUUGUUGGUUGUGAAGGGAGUUAUGAUGGGAUCAAAGCUAUUGGUCAAUGUUGUCAAAUGAUGGAAGAAUUGACCCUUUCUGAUCAUAGAUUGGAAGGUUGUUGUCCUACCCUUGAAGAAUUACAUUUACAGAGGUGUCAAUUGAGAGAUAAACAAGGUUUAGGAGCUUUGUUUUUGGUGUGUGAAGCUGUUAGGGAACUUGUUUUUGAAGACUGUUGGGGAUUGGAUAACAACACAUUCUUUACUGCAAGUAUUUGCAGGAGAGUGAUGUCUUUAUCUUUGGAAGGAUGCUCGUUGCUUACAAUGGAGGGAUUUGACCCUGUAGUUGUUUCAUGGAAAGAGCUUAAGAGACUUAAAGUGGUUUCUUGUAACAACAUAAAAGACAGUGCCAUGUCACCCGAAUUAGCGACGCUUUUUUCUCUUCUUAAAGAGUUGAAAUGGCGCCCUGAUUCCAAGUCUAUUCUCUCAUCAGGUCUUAAUGGCACUGGAAUAUGGCAGAAAGGUGGAAGAAGCUUCAAGAUCUAACUCUCAAU